AUGGCCGUCUUAAAUUUCACGCUGAGUGAGGAGGGGGUUGCCGUGUUCCACGACGCUCUUUCCUGCAUGUUCAAGUUCAGCGACGAUGUCUGUCUCGAGGCACGGAAAGACAAGUUGACUUUGACGACACUAAACAUUUCCAAAUCCGCUUACAUCUGCUUCUCCUUCUCGGCCCCCAGGUUUUUCUCGCGCUAUCAGUUUGAGGGCAAUGCCCAGUACCGGGAGAGGUUCUUCUGCCAGCUCUACAACAAGUCUCUUCUUUCGGUUUUCCGCACACGCCAGGGUGGAGACCAGGCCCGAGACGGCAGCGUUACAAUAGAGCGCUGCGAUGUGACAAUUAACGAUGGACCCAGCAAGAAGAGCCGUCUUGUGGCCAAAAUUGCCUGCAGGAACGGAAUCACGGCUUCGCAUUCGCUGUCGUUUGAAAUCAAGGCUCCGACGCAUGCCAAAUUUGACAAUACGGAGGCACAGAAUCGCUGGACAAUAUCGUCGAGAACGCUGCGCCAACUCAUGGAUCACUUUGGCCCCGGAAUCGAGCUCCUCGACAUUAACACAGACGACGAGACGCGAGUCGUAAAUUUCACGUGCUUCACAGAGAAGGUGCAAAAGCGCGGUGCCAAUGCCAACGAAGCUGUCCUCAAGAAGCCCCUUCACACUAACAUUGCUGUUGAGAUGGAUGAAUUUGACGAUGUACAGGUCAAGGACAAGCUGCACAUCAUCAUCAGCGUCAAGGAUUUCCGCGCCAUUCUCCAACAUGCCCAGAUUACCAGCGGCGAGCUAGCAACGUGGUACUCGAACCCGGGACGACCUAUGAAGCUAUCUUAUGGCGGAGACGGUAUCCUGUGCGAGUUCGUCCUGAUGACUGUUGGAGAAAAGGACGCCAUGAGCCAGAAGCACAAAAAUCCUCGGCCAAACGCAGCGAAGGCUGCCAGGUCAGAACUUGACUCAGUAUCGCAUCGUGACAGCUCUGUCACGAACGAAACCCGCCAGGCUCAAGCGAGUGCACCAAAACCGCCUCAGCAGAAAACACAAAUCCGACCCCGUCAACCGCAGUUCGAGAUCCGUCCGCAACCGAUGCCGUCUCCAGCCAGUAUAAGAUCCGACGCGCUGUUCGUCGGCCAGGCCGAUGAUGACCAGCUAUGGGAGCCCGUCAACCCGGGCGAGGAUGAGGACGAGGGCGACAAUGCGAGGCUGGAGUGGCGUGCAACUGACGAACCGGUAAUGUAA
Molecule: messenger RNA, 1227 nt
Organism: Lasiosphaeria miniovina
Lineage: Eukaryota; Fungi; Ascomycota; Sordariomycetes; Sordariales; Lasiosphaeriaceae
Product: Rad9-domain-containing protein
Exons: 5
Coding region: 1-1227 (408 amino acids)
Biological process (GO): DNA repair; mitotic intra-S DNA damage checkpoint signaling; cellular response to ionizing radiation
Cellular component (GO): checkpoint clamp complex
Source: RefSeq, a predicted model, not a curated record